AUAUAGUGCAGCACCACGGACUGGCCUACGGUGUGCACACACGAGGUCGCUAACCGACUAAGAUAAAAGCAGGGGAAGUCAGAAAGAGAGCCUUGAAAAAUGGCAGGAUUCAUAUUAAAUGCCCAGAAAAUGUGGGAUGAAGUUCUCAUUAAUGCAGAUCCACGUGUAGAGGAUUGGUUCAUGAUGUCCAGUUUUGUUCCCAGCCUCGUUAUUUGUGUGUUGUAUGUCAUCAUCGUUCUCCUUGGUCCCUCACUAAUGGCAAACAGGAAACCAUUGGACAUCAAAAAUGUCUUGUUGGUGUACAACCUUGGAAUGGUCGCCCUGUCUACGUACAUCUUUAUGGAGUUCCUGUUGUCAGGGUGGGCUACUGGGUACAGUUUACAUUGUCAGCCUGUGGACUACUCCAACUCCAAGGCAGCUAUGAGGAUGGCCAGUGCCUGCUGGUGGUUUUACAUAUCAAAAUUCAUAGAACUUUUUGACACAAUUUUCUUCAUAAUGAGAAAAAAGUUCCGCCAGGUUUCCUUCCUACAUGUGUUCCAUCAUGGCAUUAUGCCCUUCUCCUGGUGGUUUGGGGUCAAGUUUGUGCCAGGUGGGUUUGGCACCUUCCAUGCACUGUUAAACUCCUUCAUACAUCUGAUGAUGUAUACUUAUUAUGGCCUGGCAGCUCUUGGGCCUCAGUAUCAAAAAUACCUCUGGUGGAAAAAGUAUAUGACAAAAAUGCAGCUGACCCAGUUUAUACUCUGCCUAAUUCACGCCUCACAGCUGUUGUACAUGGACUGUAACUACCCCACCCUGUUUGCCUAUUGGAUUGCACUGUACGCUGGAAUUUUUCUCGUACUGUUUGCGAACUUCUAUCACCAGUCAUACAUAUCCCACAAGUCAAAACCUCAGAGUAACGGAGCUGUCCAGAAUGGUGUCAAGGAGAAAUCUAAUUGAUGUUGAUGGUUGCUUAGUUCAGUAGUUUUUUUCAAACAUAUUAGCUAUACAUAGAUCUGUUUCUAUUUUUCUUUCUUUUUUCUUUUCGAUUUUGAAAUUGACGGCUUCAAUUUGUACCUUGAUUUACUCCUGGGUAUUCACAUUUUCACAUUAGAUAUGAAGUAUUCCAGUUUAAUUUAUUUUAGUCAUCAUUAUUUAGAUAUUUUAUAUGUUUGAUACAGUGCACGGAAUUACGACAAUCAUGUACAUAUGUGUUUGCUCUAUCUGAAAUUAUUUUAUCAGUGACUUUAGCUUUUUGUCGUGAAUUUUUACUUUGAUAAAUAUACCAGUAGAUAUUCAGUUGUUGUAUAUACCAGUAGAUAUUCAGUUGUUGUAAUAACUACCUGCUACAUGUAACUGAAUUAAGCUUGUUAGAUAGUCAAGAGUGUGUGUGUAUUCAGAAUGAGAUUCAUCAGUUUAGUAUGAAUUUGAUUUGGAAUGAUUUUUUUUUAACAUGAACAGCAAUUUAAAAACUUUGUUUGUGAGCUUUUGAAAAUGUCUGCUUCCAUUGUCAAUCAGAGUGCCUUACAAUCAACUAUAGGAUCUAGUCAAGACAAAGGAAACAAACAUUUUCAAAAGAUUGCAAACACAGUUUUCAGUGGCUGUUUGUAUUUUUGACAGUGUGUCUGGUCAAUAAUUAUUGUGAUACUACAGAGGUAUUGGUCAUAAAUGCUGUAGAACAAAAUUUUAUUUUGAUAUUUUAUUAAUUUUCAUCCUUGAAUGACAGAACAAAGUAAAUAUAGCCUGUAUUAUAUGGUGUGCAAUACAUGUGGAAAUCAGGGCUGUUCCAAAAUUAUCUGUGUAGGGGAUGGGGUUCCAAAAUUAUCUGUGUAGG
Molecule: messenger RNA, 1810 nt
Organism: Pecten maximus
Lineage: Eukaryota; Metazoa; Mollusca; Bivalvia; Pectinida; Pectinidae
Product: elongation of very long chain fatty acids protein 7-like
Exons: 8
Coding region: 100-936 (278 amino acids)
Biological process (GO): fatty acid elongation, polyunsaturated fatty acid; fatty acid elongation, monounsaturated fatty acid; sphingolipid biosynthetic process
Cellular component (GO): endoplasmic reticulum membrane
Molecular function (GO): fatty acid elongase activity
Source: RefSeq, a predicted model, not a curated record